GGGUGUCAAAGCCUGGCUUGAUUGUCCAAAGGCCAAGGAAGUAGAUUCCUGACUGCAAGAAGGCAAGGCCACGAAGCCGGGUCCUACCUGGCCUCCUGGUGCCUGGCUGGUGACUUGCGGUGUGACCUCACACAGGCAGCCUGUUCUCAGUGGGCCUCAGUCUUCCCAUCUGUACGAUGAAGGCGCUGAACUAGAAGGCAGAUCCCAGCUCCAGCGACUCGCCCUCAAGCCCCUGCUCCUCCUGCUUCCCCCAGCCCUGGCUGCGGGUGGCCACAUGCAGUCGUGGAGAAGAAAGUCCCUCUGGCUGGCACUGUCGGCCUCUUGGCUCCUCGUCCUUCUGAGAGUCUUCCCCCUUCUCCGCAUGGCAGUGCCUGCCAGACCUUGGGUAGGGGCCCCCCAAGGCUGGCCCCGCUGGCUGGAUGCAGAGCUCCUGCAGAGUUUCUCCCAGCCUGGGGAGCUCCCAGAAGAUGACCCUCAACCUCCUCAAGCCCCCCGUGGUGGCAGCUGCGACUGGGGAGCUUGCUUUGAUGUCUCCAAGUGCAGGGGUGGUGGUCUCAAGGUGUUCGUGUACCCGGUGGCUGGCCCGAUCUCUGACACUCACCGUGGGAUCCUGGCUUCCAUUGAGAGCUCUCGAUCCCGCUCCGUCAGCCCUGAUGAGGCCUGCCUCCUCCUCCUCCUCAGCCUGGAAGCCCCCACUGGAGAGUGCAGCCCAGUGCCCCAGCAAUGGAAUGGGGGCAGGAACCAUCUGGUCCUCAGUCUCCACUCAGCCUUCUGCCCCCAGACCUUUCAUCUGGGACAGGCGAUGGUGGCCAAGGCCAGCCCCACGGUGGACACCUUCCGGCCUGGCUUUGACGUGGCCCUCCCGCUUCUCCCUGAAGCCCACCCAUUGCGAGGUGGGGCCCCUGGCCGGCUGGGACAGCACAGCCCCCACCCUGGGGUGCCCCUGCUAGCCCUGGCGGAGGAGAGGGGCGGGUGGCGCACAGCAGUCCCUGACUCCUCUGCCUGCCCCUGGGAUGGGCGCUGUGAGCAGGACCGUGGACCUGAGCAGACCCACCCUGGGGCAACGCUACCCAAUGCCACCUUCUGCCUCAUCCCUGGCCACCGUCCUGAUGCUUUGCACUUCCUCCAAGCCCUGCAGGCUGGCUGCAUCCCUGUGCUUCUCAGUCCUCGGUGGGAGCUGCCCUUCUCCGAGGUCAUCGAUUGGACCAAGGCGGCCAUCGUAGCUGACGAGAGGCUCCCAUUUCAGGUCCUUGCUGCCCUCCAGGAGAUGCCCCCCACGCGGGUCCUUGCCCUGCGUCAGCAGACCCAGUUUCUAUGGGAUGCCUACUUCUCCUCAGUGGAGAAAGUCAUCCAUACCACUCUGGAGAUUAUUCAGGACCGGAUCUUUGGAGCAUCUGCUCACCCCUCGCUACUGUGGAACAGCCCCCCAGGCGCCCUCCUGGCCCUGCCCACUUUUUCCACAAGCCCCUUGGACUUCCCCUUCUACCACCUACAACGGGGCUCUCGGCCUGUGGGCAGGUUCAGCGCCCUGAUCUGGGUGGGGGCCCCAGGCCAGCCCCCCCUGAAGCUCAUCCAGGCGGUGGCAGGCUCCCAGCACUGUGCCCAGAUCUUGGUUCUCUGGAGCAGUGAGAAGCCACCCCCACCCAGGUGGCCCAAGACGACAGUGCCCUUGACAGUCCUGGAGGGGCAGAGGAAGGUCAGUGACCGCUUCUUCCCGCACAGAGCCAUCAGCACUGAUGCCGUCCUCAGCCUCGACGCCCAGAGCAGUCUUACCACAAGUGAGGUGGACUUCGCUUUUGUGGUGUGGCAGAACUUCCCUGAGCGGAUGGUGGGCUUCCUGACAUGGAGCCACUUCUGGGACGAGGCCCGGGGUGGCUGGGGCUACACUGCCGAGAAGGCCAACGAGUUCUCCGUGGUUCUCACAUCAGCUGCCUUGUACCACAGGUAUUACCACACCCUCUUCACCCACUCCCUGCCCAAGGCUCUGAGAGCCCUGGCAGAUGAAGCACCCACCUGUGUGGACAUCCUCAUGAACUUCCUAGUAGCAGCAGUCACCAAGCUGCCCCCUCUCAAGGUGCCCUACGGGAAGCAGCAUCUGGAGGCCAGACCUCCACUGGCGCCUGGGGGCCCCAAGUCGCAGCUGCCAGCCCAGGACUGCAUCAAUCGGAUGGCGGUGGAGUUCGGCUACAUGCCCCUGGUUUCCUCUCGCCUCCGUCUGGACCCAGUACUCUUCAAGGACCCGGUGUCCGUGCUGCGCAAGAAGUAUCGCAGCCUGGAGAAGCCCUAG
Neomonachus schauinslandi (Hawaiian monk seal) is the source of this 2287-nucleotide messenger RNA. RefSeq names its product exostosin like glycosyltransferase 1 (gene EXTL1). Lineage: Eukaryota; Metazoa; Chordata; Mammalia; Carnivora; Phocidae. Gene Ontology annotation, molecular function: glycosyltransferase activity. Bases 275 to 2287 code for a protein of 670 amino acids. The transcript has 11 exons. The record is from RefSeq and is a predicted model, not a curated record. Gene Ontology annotation, cellular component: membrane.